AGAGCCCACAAGGCAUACAGGUUUAAUUACUUUAUUGUACAAAAAAAGCCCUUUUGAAAUGCCAGAGCUGUGUGAGUAGCCCUUGCCCUCCCCAGACUCUGGAUGUUCCACCUCAUGGAGUAAAAUAUCACAAAGCUGAAGCAGUGUUCAACAACCAAGUGGUUCCAGAUCCUUGUUUCCUAGGUUCUGCCUGCAGGUACCAUUUUAGAGCUCAACCCUUCCUCUCGCAGUCUAGACAAAAGCCUCUUAGGCCCAGAGCAGUAGUCUGGUUCAUGAAGCUGGUUAGGUGAGUUUCCAAUGAUUCUCCAGUUCAGUUUUCUUAGGAAGAAAAAAGGAGGAGAGGCCACUGGCUAUAAAACUAAGAAAUAAUGAUAAUCAUGGAAGUUGAGUUCAUGGCGCCAGAGAAGCAGAGUCCCAGAAGUUGAGGAGCAAGACAGCUGUUGCCUUGAGAAGGCGGGACGACUGCUUCAGAACAGGCCGGUGCUUCUUUACGUGGUCGUCUGCCUCCUUCCUUGGGCUCUUUUUGCUGGUCUGCCAUGCCCGUUUUCUCCCAUUCAAUUCAGGAAGCCAAGAACUCCGCUCUCCUUUUCUGCAAGGCUGUGCUGCCUGCUCUUCCACAGUCACUAUGUCACCUCUAAUGUUAUAUGAACCUCCUCUUGGUGGUGGUGUGUUGAGCAGCUGCAAGUGCGGGCCUUGGCCAAGAGGGAGGGCUGGAAACCUGUAAGAGGUGGGGGCUCUGGCUCCUCCUCGUCAGGCUCCUCAGGCGCUGGCCCCAGCAAGCAAUCUAGAGGGAGAAAUUAAAGGGGGCACAUGAAACAGUCGCUUUAUCAGGGAGGGGAAGGUGUUUCAGCCCUGUAUUGUCAGCCAAGUUGUAUUUCCCUGAUUUGCUAUCCAAGAUCCAUUUUUAAAAGGAGGUGCCAGGGAGUGAGCCUGAGUCUUUGUGCCUAUAGAAUCGUCCUCUCCCACUAAGCUAUAUAUCCUAUCCCCUAAAGGCAAAUGUCUCCAAAGCUGCCAUCCUGUGUUUUCCCUUCCUGUAGGAAAAGCACCUUAGCGUUGCAGGGGAGGAAUCUUGAGCACCACUAAGAAAAUGGCUGGACUAGUGUUCUGCAUUGCAACCUUACCUGCUGAUUUAUUGUAAAUGAAAUGCAGCUGCUAACAAAACAGGUACCUACUAUGGAUAGCUACUGCCCUGUUUUCAUCUGACUCUGUAUCGGAUGGGGUUCUGCAUUCUCCAUGGAGCAGCAGGGUGUGGGGAGAGCAUCUCCUCCUCUCCCCCCCCCACUCUGUUAAUCAACUGGAGCACAUGGCCUCUAGCAGUAAGUGUGAUGGACUGCCACACAAUAUAAGGGAUGCUCUUUGAUACAUUACAAAUAUAAGGGCAAGCAGUUUGGCGUUGGUUAUGGCAAGUGAAUGGAGACAGGCCAACUCAGCUCACAUAGAUGGUACCGUGUAGUGCUGGCUUUAAAUAAGUGUUCAAUUAUAGAACAAGAUAAUGCAAAAUAGUACUUAAAGUCUGUGCCAUGUCUGGGGAUAGUGGUGUUACUAUGCCCAAGUGGGUUUUUUUCUUUCUUUUAAAGUGUAGGUGAGAUUUAUGCUGUGGUGGUAUAUAGCCAUAUUACGCUAUGCUUUGUGGCACAUAUCUAGUGAUGGAAGCACUUUACAACCCCAAAUAUUUUCUGCAAGUAAAGGUAAAGGACACCUGGACAGUUAAGUCCAGUCAAAGGCGACGGGUUGUGGUGCUCAUCUUGCCAGCGUUCGUCCACAGACAGCUUUCCAGGUCAUGUGGCCAGCAUGUCUAAACUGCUUCUGGCACAACAGAACACCGUGACUGAAGCCAGAGCGCACGGAAACGUCGUUUACCUUCCCACCACAGCAGUACUUAUUUAUCUACUUGCACUGGCAUGCUUUCAAACCGCUAGGUUGGCAGGAGCUGCGACAGAGCAAUGAGAGCUCACCCUGUUGUGGAGAUCUUAACUGCCGACCUUCCAAUUGGCAAGCCAAAGAGGCUCAGUGGUUUAGACCACCGCGCCACUCACGUCCCUACUUUCUGCAAGUAGAAGUGAUGGGCUGUAGGGGAGAUGGUCACAGUAUCCAUAAAUUCCUAGUGUUAAACAUCUGUCAUUGCAGCUCCCCCCUCUUUCCCCUAUCCCAACUAAAGAGCCCUAUAGAGAUGGGAAUUGUGUUACAAAGCUGGUCCCACCAGAAAACAUUUUAUUGGAAUGAUCGUAACUCUAUCCGCUGACCUCAGGACUACAACCAGGUUGUGUAGCAUUUCACAGGACUGUUGGAAAUUUCUAUGUGCAAAACAUUCUCACAUCUUGGAAUCAAGCCCAUGAAUUCCAUUGAAAUAGGUAAUGAGUUUUUGGGUUUUUUAACAGUCAUAAAAGGCUGGGCUGUGUGUAUAUUGCACACUACAGGAGCAUAGGCAAAAUGCAGAGUAUGGUACAGAGUUCAAAGUUAGUUUCUUCACAAUUUCCAUUCAAAAAUGUUUCUAGCCCUGGUAGCUACAAGCAUCUCAACAGUGUCUGCUUGGAAAAACCAAAAUCUGUGAAUUAUAAGAUUUACAGAAAUAAACCUUAGUAAUAUGGAUCAUAAUCCUGAGAAGGUAGCCCAUCUGAUCCUAAACUACUUCUGCCUUGUGGGGAUAUCUUCAGGAGAAGAAAAGACUAAGGAGUAAACCUUACACAAAUCCAGAGUGGAGUCCCUAAGACAGCUGGAUGGCGCCUUGUAUGCUUUCUUCCGGUAAUUCCUGCAGCCAAACUGGUGCCAGACAUCUUGCUCUGCUUUCUAUUGGACCACAUCAGUGAUGCUGAGAAGAGGGUCUUGUUGUCUGGGCAGCCCAGGACCUCCAUACAUACUACCCAGGCUUGUGUCCCGGGGAGGUCACUAGAGCGCUGCUAACACAAAGGUAUGACUUCACCCCCGGAGGUGCACUCCAUUGUCUUUCGAGACGGAUGCCAACACAGAGAAAUAAGGCUCUGUGUGGUUUGUGUCCUGUAUUUCUCAGUGUCCAUUCUCAUGGCUAGUAAACCAGAAUACAGUGGUACCUCGGGUUACAUACGCUUCAGGUUACAGACUCCGCUAACCCAGAAAUAGUGCUUCAGGUUAAGAACUUUGCUUCAGGAUGAGAACAGAAAUUGUGCUCUGGCGGCGCGGCAGCAGCAGGAGGCCCCAUUAGCUAAAGUGGUGCUUCAGGUUAAGAACAUUUUCAGGUUAAGUACGGACCUCCGGAACGAAUUAAGUACUUAACCCGAGGUACCACUGUAAAUUGGGCAAAGCUUGAGAAGUCUGCCUAAUUAUACAGGUCACAGAAUUCAGCUUUUCUUGGUGCAGAUUUUGGGAUUUUUUUUAAAAGCACUGAAUGCUACAAAGGGCAUAGUUUAUUGUACAUCACUGCUGCUGUCACCUGCCACACUCACCUGCCAGAUCAUGUGCCAGGUCUUUGAUCAGGUGACCGACAAUGGCAUAGGCCACACUCACCACCACCAUCACGGCCAUGAUCAUGUAGAGCACAGCUUUGGGCAAUGGAACAAGGUCAUAGGCAGCUGGCUGGUAUUCACUGUAAAGAGGGCUCUCAUUGGAGGAAGAGGGUUGAGUGAGUAGUGCCAAGGUCUCGGUGCGAUUCGAGGAGCUCAUGUUCAUUGGCCACGUUUGAGAGGGGAGAGCCAUGUUCUGAUAUUGUGGAGCCUUGUUGCCUGGUGGAUAAGUGGCUGCAGGGACAGGGAGAGUCUGAAACACAAGGGGAAGAUACUUUGGUUAGUUAUAAUAAUAAUAAUUUAUUAUUUGUACCCUGCCCAUCUGGCUGGGUUUCCCCAGCCACUCUGGGCGGCUUCCAUAGAAACCAAAAAACACUAAAAUAUCAUACAUUAAAAACUUCCCUGAACAGGGCUGCCUUAAGAUGUCUUCUGAAUGUCAGGUAGUUGUUUAUCGUUUUGACAUCUGAUGGGAGGGCGUUCCACAGGGCGGGUGCCACUACCGAAAAGGCCCUCAGCCUGGUUCCCUGUAGCUUUGCUUCUCGCAAUGAGGGAACCGCCAGAAGGCCCUCGGCGCUGGACCUCAGCGUCUGGGCAGAACGAUGGGGGUGGAGUUAGGGGCCCAUCAUGAGCCCUGUCCUGAUGCCAUUUGCAAAUGACUUAUACUUGCUCUUACAGCCAAAUUUGCAGUGGUAUUGGAGAAGAGGGGGUUGCCUUACCAUGCAGGGGUUUUUGUUGGGGGAAUGGAGCAUGGGUUGGCAGCAGCAGCAAGGAAACCACUGAUCUGCACCCCCGGGUAACCCCUCCGAAAUCAGUUUGUUUGGCUCACUGUUUGUUUGACACCAACCAACAGGUUUCUUAGCAUCCUACCACAGGAACAUUGGACUUAAAAAGAGAGUAGUGUUUCCCAGCAGCUGCUGUUUUAAGAGUUUUUGCUAUUUGGGGCUCAGUAACAGCUUUGGAAGUGACAAUUUAGAUUGGGAAAAUGGCACUGGGGCCGGGGAGAGUUAAAAACCAAUGAGGGUUCUCCAAUGUUUGUGCACAUGGAAUCUUUUCAAAAAACAAUGUAAAGCAGUACUGUCUGGACACAGGCUUACCACCUCAGUGAGGACUAAGCUCUAGGUGUGGUAAGAGGUUUGCAUAGAAGGCCAGUAUGCCAGAUCCUGAUAAACCUUGACAGAACUUGUAAUUUCAUUCCCAUCUAUCUUCAUCCAUUUAUUUAGAAUGCUGCUUUCCCCCAUCCUUUUCUACCUUUUAUUUUAAAUAUUCUAUACCACUUCUCAUUUGAAAAUCACAAAGCUGUGUAUAGCACCAAGUAAAUAAUACAGUAAAACCAACAUCUAUACAUAAAGAAACAGGUUAUCCAGACAGUUCCUUGAGUCUUCUGCUCCCAAUAACUAAUCCUAUUUCCCUCCCUAGCCAUUAGAACAGAGACCGGUCAUUUCCCCCUCAAAAUUCCAAAGCAGGUACCAGUCCUUUUUUAUGCCAAGCACUCAAAUAUUAUCAUAUAAAUAAAUAUUCAACAGAAACUGAAAAUUUACUAGGAGUCCUACAAAUGGGUUACAUCAGUAUCUACCAGCUUUCAGCAUUAGAAUUCCCUAUUUGAACUUGGCAAAUAAGGGGAUUUUUUUUUUUUUUUUUUUAGCAAUUUCAGGUUGUGAUGCUACAAGUGUUGCUCCACCAAGAAAAUCUACCUGACAAACUUCCCCAUAACCUGCAGAGCAAUUAAGACUUGAUCCUCUAGUGAUGACAGGUUGGCCAUUGCCAGGUUACAUCACCCUACGGUCAUCAAUAUGUUGCUGGAAUACAACUGCAAUGCCUUAGCACUGGCUAUGGUUUCUGGGACUGAUGGGAGAUAGAGUCCAACAACAUCUGAAAGGCCACUGGUUCCCUACUUCAAGCACAGAUGGAGCCUUAGUACUGUUAAGAAGGAUGCUCCAGGCAGAUCCCAGUUCUACUCUAAGAAGGGGGUCCAUAGGCCAUUUUAUCUCCCAGAAAUUUCUCCGUCUCUUUUGUGGCAAUCCCACAAGCUUCUCCCAGCAUUUAAAUCACAGGAUGGGAGUGUUCCUCAAGCAGGGUGGCAGAGAAAUUAAACAAAUGGGCAACUGCAUCUUACCACACAUGCUCAAAAGCCCAAAAGGGAAGACAAACCUGUUGAAAAUAAUUCCUUCUUUAUCCCGAAUACAGUCAGGAGAGUUCCUCUUGUGCCUUUCUAAAUGACGCUCCUGCCCGAGACACCCAUUUAAGUAAGGUGCAAAUAAUGCUACUAAGCAUGUACAGUGCAUUGCAGACUUCAAAGUCUUUGCAAACAGAUCCAUUAAGUAGGCUACCAUUUUCAUAUUGAUGCAAAGAAGAGAUUUUAAUGAGGUUUUGCAUACUGUACUUUUUGCUGCUCUGUUAACACCCUUAGUACGAAGGCAAAAGCUCUGACCUUAAAUAGGUUGUCUGCAUUUUGCAUAGUAUGAAUGGGCUGGAGUUUCAGCCCAUGUGUUUUCAACCUCCUGUUUCAUAAUAAAUCUAUCCCGGUGUGCUCCUUUACUGACCUCCUACUAUGUAUAUUCACCAACUAGCAAAAUGCCCUCUGUGGGAGGAUGAUUAGGUGAUGGGCAAUAGCAGCUAGCUUUGUCAACGAUUGGUACUGGCAUCCACUUCUACAGUUAUAAAGUUGGUAGCUGGAGGGAGCAAAAUUAAUUGUAAAGAUAUGGCAAUAUGAAGUCAGAAUGGGGUACUAGUUCUUUCCACAAAACCUUCCUGAAUAAUCAGCAAAGGAUCUUGUGGCACCUUGAAGAGUUACAUUUCAUUAUGGCAUAAAUCAUUCCUAAACUAGGCAGUUGUCAGUUGCAUAUAUAUAUAUAUAUAUAUACACACACACACACACACACACACACACACACACACGGUGAUAGUAAAGAGGUGCAGAGCUGUUAACUAGUGAGGUCAGAAGGAAAUUAAAAGCGAAAAGUACGGAUAGUGACAAUUCAGUUUGAUUUAUAAUGUCUCAGUAGUAGGAGUCCUAAGACAAAGCCAUGAGUGCAACAGCAAACUGGAAGUCUGCUCUAUCUCUGUGCAAUAACUUGUUCUGGGUUACUGAUAUUUGCUGAUGCUGCAUGUUGGUUAGCAUAGCAGGAUUGCUGUAAAAAAUACACCUUCAGACUUCAUUGUAGCCAUGCAAUACAGUUCAAUAAUCUUACAAGUUAAGACUCCUGUAGAAGCACUUGUUGCCAAUUCAAAGAAAGCAGCAAUAUUUCACUGGGCAGAACAAAAGUCAACCAGUAGCGAAUCAGUGUUCGAGCUACGAUGGCCUUUUAAAUCUUUUCCUUUAACACUUGGAAUGUUUCAGAAUGCAGUUCUAAAACGGAUAUAGUUUUAGCUUUCUCUCUGUGAUAUAUUUACCUUUUUAAUGCUUUUUAGAAUUGUAUAUUGAGUUUUAUUGUUUUUAUUAUAUGACAGAAACUUGGCUGUUGGGCAACUAAUAAACAUGGUAAUUAAAAAAAAAAGCUUUUAUAAAUUUUAUAACUGUGUAGCCAAGCCAUAGGCCAGGAACUAUCCCAGAAAUGUGGCAGAGGUGUGGGAGGUGUGGGAGCUCACCACAAGGAAGCAGGUCCCAUGUCUAUGUUGUUAGGCGUAUGCAUCAAUAGGAAUGCGGACAUGCAAGACAGCAUAGCAAAUUAACACAUCAGUAUCAAUGAGUGACCUUCCUAUUGCCUUCUAAAUGUUUUUUUUUCCCUAAAAAACACCAUUUAGGACUAUUCACCCAACUAAGGCCACUGCUAGCAGCUAGGAUCCAGGAACGUACAGCUUUUCAAAACCUUGUAAUAUCUCCAAAAAUGCAUUUUAGCUACGCAGCUAUUAAGGAUACAGUACCAGAGCCUUUCUUCAUAGCACUAGCAUGGCAAAUGGGAACUAGACAGCUGUACUGUAUUUUAAAAGUCAGAAAGGUUCUCACUUGACAGAAACUUCAUGACAUUGUCCAACAACUUGCUGAAAUGAAGGAUUGUGAAAAAAAGCACCCUGUCCCUUAGAAAGGAAGAUUGUCUCUAUUUUGAAUAUUGUAAAAGCAAGGCAGGAAAAAAGAGUGGUUUGCCCCUAAUCCAGGCAUGUCCAAAGUCCGCUGGUCGGUUUAAUCCAGCCCCUGUGGCAGUUUAUUUCCUGGGGUUAAAGCCUUAAAAAACCUCAACAACUUCAACCCUAAAAAAAACCUCACAAAAAAGGUCAACAAUUUCAAUCCUAACAAUCCUACAAAAAGGUCAACAACUUUGGCUCUUUGGCUGGCCCUCACGGCCCUUCACUUCAUCAAAUCUGGCCCUCUGAGAAAAGUUUGGACACCACUGCGUAGUAAGAAUUUCAUUCAGGUUUUUUCAGCCUGAUGUAGUAGUGGCAUAUUAAAACUAAUAAAUACAAUGCAUCAUAAGCCUUCUUUGUUAAAUGCAUUUUGCCACAGGAGUCUUAUUUUUUCCUACAAGAGACUAACAUGGCUACCCAACCAGAUUAAUCAAUAGGAAGCGAAGCUGCCUCCUCCAAUCGGGUAUAACAGUUGUUGGUACUGAGCAGCACUUAAUUUCUAAGGGGGGAGAGAAAGCUAGAAAGACACCAUUGAGAAAAGAAUUCAAAUUUUAAAAGCAAUAAAGUCAUUUGUGGGGAAAUUUGCCUCCUCGCCUUCUUGCUAAUUCCAGUGAGGGUUACUGAGCAAAGGCUUUGUGGAAUCCUGUUACUUGUUCCUAAGCCUUCCAAGAAGUUAUUAAGAUUUACAAGGCUUAAAAUAACUGCUCUUUUGUUUGGUUGUUUUCCCCCUAGCCUGCCUCUGCAGUUAUGGCUUGGAAAAAAAAAGAAAAUGCACACACAAAAAACCACUAUCAUUAAAUUGUUAGUGCCAGUUAUGAGUGGCUCUGGGGUGCAUCAGUUUAUAGCUAGUCACAGAGAAACAGAAGGAAAAGUACAUCAGAAGGGACGAUUUGGCAUCAGCUCCUGUUAUAUGACUCUCUGCCCUCCCUACAAAUCCAGUAUAAAAUCCAGGGGUCUUGUAUCAAUGCACUGCUGUUUAAACAAGUGAGAAAGCAACCAGACACAUUUUAACAUGUUCCAUAGCGAGGGCAAAAGCAACCUGUACUUUUAACACUUUCCACUGGUGCAGCAAAGGGAAUUCUGGUGGGUGCUGCUGCUUGUCAUGUGAGAAAUGACAGAAACUAACAUCAUUUUCCUGCACAGUUAUUAAAAGUUUCCUUCCAGUUUCCACAUACCCCUCCCCAUCUUUUACCUGGGUGGUGAUGUUGAAUUUUAUGUUCUCGUUCCCUGCUUUGAUGGCGCAUCUGCUUCUUUGCAAGUUUGGCAGGCAGCAGCUGAGAAGAAGGCAGUUCUGAGCUCCUCUGGUUUCAGGACUCCGCUGAAGAAGCACAACAAAUAGAUUAGCAGCUGCGGUCACUGCCCAGCCCGCUGCUUUGAUAAGUGCAGAGAGCACUUGCCAGGGAAACCCAGGGGAAAGACUCCGCCCACUCAAGUGAUGUCACGGAAUGGUUUGCUGUCUGGUUGGAUCUCAUUUUGGGCUUUUGAAUGCACAGCUGAUGAUAACAGCACAGUAGUAUAUUUAUUUUGGUCAAUGACCAGUAGAGAAGAGGCUAGGAUACAAGAUAAGAAUAGUCAACUGAACACACAUCUCCUAAAUGUAGUGGCUUAAAGGAGUUACAACUAUCAGCAUGAAGUGAAUUUGUUUUGAAGGGAGCACAUUAUUGCAGGAAGCUGGCCACAGCAUUUUAUACAUAUAUUUGUUGUAAUGUAUAUAAAUUAGAUAGAUAGUUCAUUUAUAUUCUUACAACAAUUAUUCAACCAUAAUUUUAACAUUUCCGAGGUCGUCUCCCUUCCACUUCUUUCUGCAGUUCUUUUAAUUUAUUUCCAUCCUUUCCUGCAUACUCUAAAUCAUCUUAACUUUUUCUUUUAUUCGUCUAUUCUCAUAUAUAUCUCAUAUAUAUUUUUGAAACUGCAGGUUUUUAUAAUAAUCCUGCCAAUGUCUUGACCUGAUUACAGAUUAAUUGUAAAUAUGCAAUAAACCAUUUCCAUUCCUUUCUAAAAAGUUUAUCUUGAUUUCUUAUUCUUCCAGUAAGUUUUGCCAUUCCUGCAUACUCCAUCAGUUUCUGUAACCAUUCUUCUCUCGUCGGGACCUCUUCUUCCUUCCAUUUUUGGGCAAAUAACAUUCUUGCAGCUGUGGUCGCAUACAUAAAUAAAUUUCUACACUGUUUAGGUAAUCCUGAUCCCAUAAUUCCCAAGAGAAAAGCUUCUGGGUUUGUUUGUUUUUUAUGAAUGUUAAACAUAUUUUUCAAUUCAUUAUAUAUCAUUUCCCAGUAAACUUUAACCUUAUUGCAAGACCACCACAUAUGGAAAAAGCAGCAGUUUAAAAUAAAAUAUAUUGUUAUGCGCUUGUGGGGGCCAGACCAUUAAUUUCUGGAGUCAGGAUUUAAUUAAGCCCUGAGUGUUAAGUUGGAUGCCAGAUCCUGUGCAUUAAUCUAGGUGCAAUACUCAUGUGUGUAUUUGAGCUGUGUGCUAGAUGCUGUUAAUUGUGUGAAAGAACUAAUUUAACUAUUCCAAACUGUGUAUUAGGCACUUUUCAAUCCUGGGAAAUCAGCAUGUGUUAAAACAUAAAUAAGACUACAGUGGUACCUCGGCAGACUCAGGUUGUAUAUAUGUGUAAAUAAAACAUAUAACAUAAAGGCACCACGGUCUCCAAAAGGAAAGACUCUGGUAAAGGCAUCUGGAGCUCCUUGAAAUCUCAAACCGCUCAGAGAUUUGGGGUGGUGUAUAACAAUAUUGUACUGUAUUAUGGUUAUUAUAUUUUAUAUUCAAAUUACAACCUGCCUUUCGCCCUCAGGUUCCAUGGCUCAUAGCAACAAUUUGAAAUUCAAAAUUAAAAACAAAUUUAAAAAACAACAACAAAUUAAAACACCUGAGAGGGUCUGUAGGGAAGAAGGUGUGUUCACACAGAUGCAGUUCCCCUCAAAUGCUACAUUGCUCACUAGGUAAAAGGUAAAAGAGAUACUAUAAGAAAAGAACUUCCAUAUUAGGACAAUAGUGUUAUUAGGCCAACCAAAAUAUUACAGUAUAGUGUGCAAGCUUUUGAGUUCUCUAGAACUGGUCUUCAGGAUAGAUAGAAAUCAGAUUUAAUGCAGGAGGUGGGGAGAGAGAGGGUUGUUGGCUGAUGAUGAAGCUAUGGAGUUUGUAUCUGGUCACAGUCUCAAGAUAGAAUGUGGGAGGAUGUAGUAGAGUAGACAUUCACAUUAGGCUAUUUAACUGCUAUCCAGGUAUCAAGUUGCACCAGGGCCUGCUGGGAACAAAUGACAGAUAUCCCAUUUCUGGAAAAACAAAAACUGGUCAUGUGGAGUGGAGAAAGAAAAGCUUUAUCUGGCGGAAUUCCUCCUUCUGUUAGCAGAGUGAGGAAGCUGACUCUGGGUGUCAUGAAAAGGCAGCCAGUUGUUAGCUAUUUAAUAACUGUCAUUUAUUGCAUGGGAAUAAGCACAAUCACCUGCUAAUUGCUGUAUAUGUCAAUGUAUCUGUCUUACUAAAUGUUUUUAAUGUUUAUUAUUAUUUAUAACAGUUAAAAUAUAACACAAAUGUUCAAUAAACUGUUUUUUAAAGUCACAGAACAGAAGCCAAUACAGUGGUACCUCGCAAGACGGAAAACUCGCAAAACGAAAGGGUUUUUGGUUUUUUGAGUUGCUUCGCAAGACGAUUUUCCCUAUGGGCUUGCUUCGCAAGAGGGAAACGUCUUGCAAGUUUGUUUCCUUUUUCUUAAAACCGUUAAUACAGUUGCGACUUGACUUCGAGGAGCAACUCAUAGCACGCGGUGUGGUAGCCUUUUUUGAGGCUUUUGAAGACUUUGGUGAUUUUUGAAGCUUUUCCAAAACUUUCCCGACACCGUGCUUCGCAAGACGAAAAAAACCGCAAGACGACAAAACUCGCGGAACGAAUUAAUUUCGUCUUGCGAGGCACCACUGUAAAAAGUUGGUUACCCAGUUUUCAGUCACUCCUGUUGUUGUGACCCACCUUAGAUCAUGGCCCAGGACUAGGUCCUGAUCCACCAGUUGAAAACCACUCUCCUGGAACCCUAAAACUGCCUUUCUGAGCUUUUAACUCUGCAAAAGUUUAAUUUUAAAAUUAUAUUUAAAAAAAAAAUAUUUUUAAAAUAAAAGCUGAAAGUAGGUUUUUUUAUUGUUGCUAUCAAUUAACUAGUCCAUAACAUAUUGAAAUGAAUUGCCUGGGAUAUUUGCACAUUUCUGGACUUAAGGAAAUGUACUUGGAUGAAACACUCAGCAAUAUUUAUCUUGACAGGGUUCCUAAGCUCAAAAUACUUCAUCCUCCCACCUGGUAGCGCUGCCUCCUCUAUCUGGCGUUUCUUUUCUGAUCGUUUUCAAAAUAUCGCUCCACUUUAACAAGAAAGUGGGGUGGCUUUUGCUUUAGUGCUCUGUAGUGUAAUAAUUUUAGUUUAGUAAUCCUAUUAGCCAAGGCAAGGGGGAGGUGUGCCCCCUUUUCUUAAGGUGCAAAGCGCUAUUUUGGUGCUGUCUGCACAUGGAUUAUGAUAGUAAAAAUACACCAGCUGGCAAAUCUCAUAUGUGGUGUCACCCAAAUCCAGGACAACUCACAAAUCCUCACUGAUUGUGGAAUCUGUCUAGAUUUGUUAACUUUUAAAAGACAAGAGUCUUCUUUCCAUCCUCUGGAUUUUUAGAGUCAUGGAUCUCAACCUUCUUAACCUAUUCUUACUCUACAAAUCUGUCUUUGCAGAACAGCAAAUUAAUGCAAGAACUGUCAAAUUAUAAGUAUAUAUAAGUAUAUUAUAUGUAUAUAUUGCCCUGGCUGGCAACUAAUGUUUAACUAAUUUUAUUUUGAACUGAGCAAGAAGUGGACAUUGCCAGGAGAAACUGCAAUAUCCACAAACCAGCCUUCCAGGACACUCUUUAAUAAACUUAUUUUAAGGUGUCCAUUCUGGACUCAAGAAAGAAUACAACAUGAAACAGCUGAAUUACAAUACAUGAAAAAGUUCAAUGCCACUGCUUUUGGGUUAAAUAGAAACAACAGUUUUUUAUAAUACUGUAUGUGUUAAUUAGCUGACCAAUGCCAGUUUAUCUAUGCUAUGUAUUAUUGCAAAUGUAGUGGUUCCUGGCCCCACUGUAGGUGUCAUUAAAUCAUCUCAGUUGUUCUCAAUUAUCACCAAUCUGCUUCUAUAAAAGAUUAGAAGUUUGCCUCUUUAAUAUACAUUUUCACUGUAAUUUUUACCCAAGGUACAACUGUAUUACAAUUUUAAUUUAAAUAGCAUGACAUUAAAUGCAAUGGGUGGAAUUCGACGUCCCACUAUGACGUAACAUGAGGUAUUACUGUACAGUGGUACCUCGGGUUAAGUACCUAAUUCGUUCCGGAGGUCUGUUCUUAACCUGAAACUGUUCUUAACCUGAAGCACCACUUUAGCUAAUGGGGUCUCCCGCUGCCGCCGGAGCACGAUUUCUGUUCUCAUCCUGAAGCAAAGUUCUUAACCUGAAGCAUUAUUUCUGGGCUAGCGGAGUCUGUAACCUGAAGCGUAUGUAACCCGAGGUACCACUGUAUAGCUAUUCCCUGUCAGGAAAAGAGGGGGUGAAGGAAGGUGAGGACAGGUGACCUCACCUAGGCCCGAAGUCACCCCCCGCCAAAGCAGGCUCAAAGCUUCUCAAAACUUUUCAAAAUCAUUUUCUCAGCAGCUAAGCAUCAGAAACAUUCCACUCUGCUGUAACAAAGGUAGAGAACAGUCCAUUGUUUCUCAGGCCUUUCUCAUGUCUUCUGGCCUUGCUAAAGAACCACAUUGCAACUUACUUUCUGUCCGGGAACCAUGCCAGAACAAGAGAUUGAAACAUAUCCAGGUGGUACAUGACCCCAGUCAAGCUUGCAAAAAUCUAUCAUUUGCCUGAUAAUAAAUGCUGGAAAUGUAAAGAAACUGAAGGUACAUUCUUUCACCUUUGGUGGACGUGCCCAAGGAUUAAGGCUUUCUGGGAAAUGAUAUAUAAUGAAUUGAAAAAGGUAUUUAAAUAUACCUUCCUGAAGAAACCAGAGGCCUUUCUUUUGGGCAUUGUCGGCCAAUUGGUGCCAAAGAAGGACAGAACCUUUUUUAUGUAUGCUACAACAGCAGCAAGAAUACUCAUUGCAAAGUAUUGGAAGACACAAGAUCUACCCACUCUGGAAGAAUGGCAGAUGAAGCUGACUAUAUGGAACUGGCAGAAAUGACUGGCAGAAUCCGAGACCAGGGAGAAGAGUCAGUGAAAGAAGACUGGAAGAAAUUUAAAGACUAUUUACAGAAGUAUUGUAAAAUUAAUGAAUCUUAGAAGGAUGUUGGAUAGAAACUAAGUGGUUUCCAGCUGUAAUGCUUUAAGAGAUAUGAAAAAGGUUUAUAAAUGGGUAAAAGCUUAAUGGUAAGGAUUUGCUGAACUAACAAACUGAACUGGAAUACAAAAAGGGAGGUAUGAGGAGGUCCGGGGAAAUAAGUGUAAGGAAGAUAUGCUAUGGAAAAUUAAUGUGUUUUUAACUGUUUUUACUUUGUUUGUUUCUUUUUAUUUUUUAUUGUUUUGUUAUAUCUUAAUAAGGGGUUUUUUUUAUUCUUCUUGCUGUAUUUUGUAUUUUUUUUGUAUUUUCAUUUAGUGUUUUUGUGUAAUUCUUGUAUCGUUUUGAAAUUUUAAUAAAUAUCAUUUAAAAAAAAAAGAAAGAAACAUAUCUGAACAUGCUCAGGAACCUCAACAUGGGGCAGGACUCCUGAGGGAGGAGAAAGGAGGAGGGAACUGGAAAGGGGUAUAUAUGUUUGUGCACAUGACUGUGAACUCGUGCAUGCUUUUUGUGACUUAUCACACUUGCUCCUUCUACCAGUUCAUGGAUGGUAGAAAUAAAAGCCUUUUCUCCGAAACUAUUCCUUGAGUGUCUGUUGACUCCCACUUCCCUUUCCCAGGCGCAAUAUUUUUCCACCCGAGGGCAAAGCCUCAUAAGGCUACAGGGGGAGUAUAAAUAAAUAUGUAGUAGCAUAAAUAAAUAGAAAAAUAGAUAGUCUUUCAUUCGAACAGAAUGUGUUCUGGUGGCUGGUGAUUUGGAAAUGCAGAUAGUUGUUCCCAGGCCCCUCCUACCCGUUUAAAUGCUAGGAAAAGUCUUGCUGCUGCCCUGAGGGAAUUUUGGGCGGGAAGCAGCUUUCCCUCAGGGCAGAGUUUGGUCCACUUGUCUUAGAACAAAAUCAGUGAAGGAAAAAGGUAAACUGUGACACCUCUUUCUCACAAAAUCAUUUUCAAGCCCCACCCCUCACCCCCAAUCUUCUUUUGGUCUCUUCUUCCAUGCACGAUCCUUCUUGAGAGUAGGGUGUGUGUGAUCCUUUUUCAUUUCUGUGAAGAGAUUAUUUAUAUAGCAAUGUCUCUUAAACAUGUCCUUAAUAGUGUCCCAUGGACCUCGUACAGUAGUUAGUCACACAACAAGACGUUUGGUUACAAUAUCGGGCAGAGAGAAAUGUACCCCAUCAACUCCCCUCCCUACCGUACACAGAUUACACCAUUUUGUAAUCCCCUCCUCGUGCUUUCUUUUCUGUGGUAAAAAAACCCUGAGGUGCCAGUACACGCACAUUGUUAAAAGUGUUGUGGGUGCCAGCACAAAAUGGCUGCCGCUGGGCAGCAAGAAGGUGCCAGGGUACUGUACAAAAAUUUUGUUACUUUAGUGACUUUUUCAGUCAUGAAAAAACCCUGCCCCUCCUUAUCUCUAAUUGUAACAUUAGCAAAGCUUUAAAAAGUGGGGAGGUGUUUAAGAAAGACAACUUUUUCCCCCUUUUAAAUGGAGAACUGAAUGAUAUACGUAACUUAUAAAAGCCUAAUUCUCUUAUGAUAACCUCAAUUUUUCAUACAACAUGACAAAAACGAAGGGCUUGGCCAAAGUCACACAACUUCAUGACUGAAGAGGUAUCUGAACUGAGGUUUUUCUUUGCUCCCAAGUCUCAUCAGCCUAUCAGCUAAAAACCACAGUUUUCCAUCUUACAUGCAGAUAUAUUUUCGCUUCUGUCUUUUCUUGGGUUCUGGAGGAGAAAAACUGCUUCUUUAAAAAUUUAUUUAACAUUAAUAUUACUCACUUGAAAAGAAGCAAACCAUCAUACAUAGUGAUUCAGAUUCAUUCUCAGAUACACAUAUAGAGCACUUGAUUGCACUUAAUUCCUUUCCUACUUGAAUUUCCUGAACACAAUGACUAUAAAUGAAGCAGGAUAAAUCAAAUUGUGGAUAGAAUGCUCUCCAGACGACUCCAAGCUGAACAGAUUAGAAGUUGUUCAAGAAGUCAUCAUUUCUUUGGCUCUCGGCAAACUAGGGGUGGAGGGUGAGGAAAAUCAGUUCAGAUUAUUUUUUUCUAUUGCAGGUUUAUUAUUUAACCUCAAGUUGCUGUCAUUAUGUAGGUGGGCAUGUGAGAGAGAUGGGCAUCUCUGUCCUCACCUUAUUAACUGUUUUUCCAUAUUAGCCACAAUCCUGAGUAGGAAGUAUAUCUCAUCUGCAUGCACAAGACAUUGAGUGUCUUAUUUUACUGUUCAGCUGAUGCCUCUGCUGCGUCAAAACCAGCUUUGGAGUUUCAGAAAUGGCUUGCAGUCUAAUGUCCUGUCCUGUGAUGGAAAAAUACGGGCCUAAGCCAAGGAUGGAAUCCAAGUAAACGUAGUUAUUGAAUGCUAGGCUUGGAUUUCAUCUGGAACUAGAUGAGGAUUUUAUCUCUUUCAUGACCCAGGCAAGAUCAGUAAGAGCCAUCUGAGAUUUUAGCAUUUUCCAUCACCCACAACAGAUUUGAUUAGUGGAUUCUGAAUGAACAGUUACAUGUACUGUGCUGACCACAGACAAAAUAUGCCUAAAUCUGCUCAGCAUGCUUGUCCUGAAUUUCUGAGAGUAUUCACUGUUAGUUACAGUAUUUAUUAUAAUUUUCCUUAUAGAGAAAUGGUACAUAUGUUUUGUAAUACAAGUAUUUUGUAAUUAUCCGUUGUUGUUUUUUAAAUCUCUGUGUUAUAGAUAAACUUAUUCUCCUCAUCAUUACAGGCUACUAUGUCUAAUAAGAAAUUUCAGCUCCAAGAGUCAGAGCAGGAGCAAGAUAAACCUGACAGUCCAUUUGACAUCUUCACUAAUCUAGAAAGAAAUGACUUAAGUGAUAAUCCAUCCAGGUAAGAAUCACAUAUUUUAAAAAAACACCAAAUAAACCAAAAUACCAAAGUACUGUUAAAUCUUAAAAUACCGUAUUUUUCGCUCUAUAAGACGCACCAGACCAUAAGACGCAUCUAGUUUUUGGAGGAGGAAAACAAGAAAAAAAAUAUUCUGAAUCUCAGAAGCCAGAACAACAAGAGGGAUCGCUGCGCAGCGAAAGCAGCGAUCCCUCUUGCUGUUCUGGCUUCUGGGAUAGCUGCGUAGCCUGCAUUCGCUCCAUAAGACGCACACACAUUUCCCGUUACUUUUUAGGAGGGAAAAAGUGAGUCUUAUAGAGCAAAAACUCGGUAACUGUGCAUAUUGACAAAAGCAUGUCCUAAUCUAACGAUUUAACAAAUGUGAAGGAGUUGAUAUGGGUAACAAAGGUGGAAUCAUUCAUAAAGCAAAUGUUUUAGAGAGAUUGGUUUUCAGUGUAAAUUCUUACUGAAAGUGGUUCACUCCUAGUACGGGAACACUUAGCAGUAUCAGCUACAGCUGCACCUGGUCCAGAGUACCACAUAACCAAAAUGUGGAUGCUUGACUAAUAUUAUGCACAUUAUGGCCACAACCAUUGGAACAUAGAAAUAUUCCUUAUAGUAUUGGUCCAUCUACCUGAGUAUUUUCUACAGACUGGCAGCAGCUCCUCAGGGCUUCAGACAGGUGUGUUUCCCAGCCCUGCCUGUAAAUGCCCUGUUGCAUGUAAUGCAACAUGUAAUCUCUGCCCUGUUGCAUGUAAUGCAAGACCAGGGCCCAUUCCUGAGGAUAUUCCCGUGACCCCCCACUGAAUUAUGGGUUCAGAGAGAAGGAAUGAGUCCAUAUUUCUUCAAUCAAGGGAAUACUAGAUGAAAUGUAGAACUUUGGAUGGGGUUCUUUGGCUCAAUCAUGAAAUUCACUGGUGGGCUUUCAGCCUCCAGGGCUGUUGUGAGGAUAAAAUGGGAUAACCUUCUCAAUGCUCCCCCUGGGCUUUUUGGAGGAAGGGGCAGUGGCAGAGACUUGGAUAUGAAGAAAACCUGGAAUCUUUUGGUGCCAGUGGAGGUAAUUCUCAAAAAGUGUUUCAUUGGCACAAUAUGCCAGUGCAACUUUUCCAUACAUUAAAAACAACCUCUCCUGCUUGCGAUAUUGGCACAGUAAAGAGACUUACUUGGUGGAAGUGUCCCAAAGCAACAUUCUUUGGGGAUAUAAUUUUCAUCAAUAUCAACUGUAUUAUGGGCCAGAAUCUUCUGCCUGUUCCAUUACUGUGAAAACUAAAAUAAAGACUGAAAGCUCAAGGAACUUGUAGGCUUCCUAUUAAUGGCAGCCAGAUUGGUUAUCACUAGACAUUGGAAAUACCUUGACCUCUUGCUGGGUACCUGGUACAACAAAGCCUGAUUCCUGUCAGUCUCAGAAUAAUUAAGCAAAAUAUGUCUCUUUAGGGGACAAAUUAAGAAAGAUACAUUUUAUAACAUCUGGCAAUUUUUUAUUGAAUUUACAGUGAAUAUGUUUGCCCCCAAUGAGAAUCCCCCCCCCCCAAAAAAUGCACCUUGGUUUGGAAUCAGAAACCAGUUUGGUGUUAUGUCCCCUUGUGUCUGGACUGAGUGGUCUUGACUUUUUCUUCCUGUUACUUUUUUGAGCAAACUUUCUUGAUAAUCCUGUGAAGUAGGAGAAUAUGUUGUAAGAUAUGACUAAAUUAUGAUUCAUUUCUUUUGGCUUAUUUUGUGUGCAUGCAUAACCAAUUUCUUUAUAAUUUGAACUUCUUUAAAAAAUCAGAUAAAUUGAGUAGCCCCCUCUCUUGAGUAAAAUAUUGGUGCCUUUGCUGUUUUGAAUUCAAAGGCAAAAAUGAAGACAAUUCAAACAGCAUUUGACAUUUUUUCAUUAUAUAUAGGAAAGAAACUUCCAACACACCUCUUCCUAAUUCAAAUACAACUGGAGGGGAGUCAGACAGCAAAUCCUCAAGUUAUUUCAUAGCCCUUGAUUCAUCUAUUGAAAAUCUGCAAGAAAGAGCCCAGCAAAUAAUUGAUAAGAUGAAUGAGAAGCGUAAAGAAGACCAAGUGCUCAUGAACAAUUUCCGAGAAGGUCUUUUGAUGAAGGUAAAUAUGUGGGGGUAAUGGAGUGCAAGGAAUCUGAGGAUCAGGAAAGAAUUGUUGAGCUCCAUCUUGCCAGUUAGCAAAUGUUUUGUAUUAUUUUCCCCCAAAACAUUACAAAUCUACCUGGUGCAUUUAACUAAGAUUUACAAAUCUUAGUUAACACCAGUGUCCUGGAAAAAUGUUAAGUACCAGCCUUGAGUUUAUUCCCUCAUACCACAUCCCCUCCAUCGACUGGACAAACUCCCUCAAUUCUUUCCUCUUCCCACUUCCUGUAUUGAAAGGUGCUUUUUCCACAUCCAUAUUGACUAAUUUGCUCAUCUUCAUCCAUGAACUCUGCACUGUUCUGUGCUUGGCAGAAGUGGUUCCCUUGGUGGGGUGGAGCUGCUACACUAGUUUUCCAGUAGGUGGGUCGCUGUUGUUUAGUGGGCAAGGCAGUGGGGAGACCAACAUGGUGCAAUCAGUGUUUAGCAUGCCACCCUCUGCUUGCCAGGCUCUCCUUCCUAUAUGUUUACUGACAUGCCCAUGUUGCAUCAGUAACACCUGAAAAAGCCCCACAGUGACCACACCACAAAUAGCGUUUUGUGACCACUUCAAAGGAACUCAAAAUUACUGCAUGGUUGCCUAUUUGUGUUCUAACUUGUCACAGCUCGAUCCUGCCAUUUCAUUUUGCUAUACUUCCUAGACCCUACAUAUAAAUGUGACUGUCAUACAGCUGAUGUGUGAGCAUAGCCACUCUUAAGGAAUUAUCACUUAAUCCUUAGCUACUCACAGGUGGACACAUUUGUGUUAGAAAUGAAAAGCAGGUAGUCUUUUGAUUCAGGGAAACCCUAUUACUAAGGAGUCCUUAGAAAUCUAAAGUCUACUUUAACUCCUGCUUUUUUCUCUUUCUACCAAAAAGGUUUCAAGCUUGGCAGAGAAGUUGGAGGAAAGCAUGUUCCCUGUCUAUGAUCAUCAUAACAAGCUCAUUCAAGAUAAAAUCCAAGAGCUGUACCAGAUCAUGGAGAGGAUCAAACAAAUUGAAGCAGAGCUCAGGAAGGUCUGUCACACUGUGGAGAUGUUAUAUAAAGACCUGUGUGAGCAGUCUGAAUUGUGAUUGCAUGGAGAGAGAAAAAGUUGGGGGAUAUUGUUACAUGUCCUUUUGCAUCACUGGUGAAUGUAAUGGAUAUAUACUCACUUGGUACCCCAAGCCCCGUAACCUGAGUUCUGACUGUUUUUGUUGUUCUGAAUUUGUUACUUGUUUCAAAAAUACUUUAAAAAAUAAUGAAGGUGGGGAAAGGAAGAACGUAUUUAAACAGAAAGGAACAAAUUGAAUCCCAGUUAUCAGGAUCAAACUAGACAUGUUCAUAUUAUAUAGCAGAUUUUUGUUAAAUAGCUAAAGUGGAAGGGUGGGGUAGCAGGAUUGGGACCACUGAAUGGCAGGAGGGUGCCUUUACUCCUUUGCCCCUGCCACAGGCCUGCCUCGGCCUAUCUCACACACCUGUUACAUCACAAUUGGUAUCAUGGGAGGUGGGAUUCCUAUCACUACACAGUAGGAACAAAGAGUUAAAGGCUCCUCCCCUUCAUUUAAUAAAAAAUCAACUACAAAACCAAACUAUGCAACAGAUAUCACACUUGGCCCUCAGUAAGCAAAUUUCAGGCACUUUGUUCAUCAUUCUUUGCUUGUGUGUACGAGUCAAAUUAUUCCAGGGUGAAAACUCAAUAAAAUUGGAAAUAUAUUAGCAUGAAAAACUGUACUUUAUUUUUGUUUAACAGAAGAGUUUGAACUACUGCCAUUAUGUCUUAAGAAACUAUAAAUAUAACAGAUGACUUGAACAGAUACUGACUAAAGCAGAAUGAAGGGAAACAUAGUCCCCAAUUUCUGUCUCCUGCUUCCAUUUUGUCAUCAUUGAGCUAUUCCAACAGGGCAAUUUUUUAAGGGUGCUGAACUAUUCAGUUUUCUGGCCAUGAUGGCUUAUUAAUUAUGCUACAACUGCUAGUUAUUUCUGCAAGUUUUGUACCAAAGUAUGCAUUGCAAUUAAGCCAGGGAUGUUUUGUUACCACCAAGAUAAUGAUGCAUGCAACAACAAUUUAGGGAACAUAUGAAACACUAUCUCAUUUGAUAUGCAGCGCUGGCCCAAAACAUUUUGCUGAAAACAGGAUGACUGGACUGGAAGUUGAUAUUAAAAUCAACACUGAUGAUGGGGCAGUAUCCUCUACUACAUACAAAGAUAGCAAACUAACUUAAGGAGUGAAAGGCAGGCUGCAUGGCGUGCACAGCUCUGUCCCAUGAUCUUGCCACUGCUCCCUGCGUGUUCCUGAAUUCAAGUUACACUAGAGGCUCAAGUUACCUCAGUGGCUAGAAGUUCAUUUUUUUCAACUCCAGUUGCCACAACAGCUCCAGUCCCUUUUGGACAGAAAUUACUUGGCUACUGUACUGCAUGCUCUGGUAACUUCCAAAUCGGAUUACUGCAAGGUGUUUUUCAUGGGGCUGCCCUUAAAGAUGACUCAGAAACUUCAUCUGUUUCAAAGUGCAUUGGCCAGAUUACUAGCUGGGGUUCCAUUUAGAUUUCAUGUAACCCGUUUUAAAACAGGUGCAUUAGUUGCUGUCAUAUACUAUAUUGAUAUAAUUGAAUAUAAAUUAUUCAAUGCCUGGCAAAUAUUCAGAGAAGAUCUGUAAGAUAUUUGACAUCAUAAUUAACCAAGGAGAGCUUUGUUUCAGCUCUAGAACGCCUGGGAUAGAAUUGGUAUUCAGGAUCACUAUUGAAAUUGAACUUGCUAAUUUAAGUAUGCAUGCUAAUUCGUUUAAUUUAUCAUGGACCUAUCCAAAAAGUAAUUGCUUCCUUGGGUGUGGCAGUGACAGCUUAAGAUCUUAUGUUCAUGUUUUACACUGGCCUGGAAGCAUGCUGAGUUGAGAGUAAAUAGUGCUCAAUUCACUCUGAAUUUAACCAGUUGGUAUACAGAUUAUACUCAGCAGAGUUGUUUUUAAGGUAAACUCAGCCAACUUCCAUUCAGAGACACUUUCACAAUCAGCUGCUGCCACUGCUU
Podarcis lilfordi (Lilford's wall lizard) is the source of this 21732-nucleotide messenger RNA. NCBI's taxonomy places the organism in Eukaryota, Metazoa, Chordata, Lepidosauria, Squamata, Lacertidae. The record is from the annotation of a GenBank genome assembly.